AUGUCGGGUCUUGGGAUCAAUCUCCAGAAGACCUCAAUGUUUUGCCAAGGUUUAGACAGUGUUUCCCUUGAUAGUAUUAAAUCUCUGUUUAACUUGAAAGCCUUAUCUCUCCCUAUUCGUUAUCUAGGACUGCCGCUUUCUUCGAAGAAGCUUACUAUUGAUGAUUAUGAUCCUUUGCUAGCUCUGCUUCAAAAGAAGCUUAACUCAUGGACAAAUAAGCUUUUGAGUUUGGCUGGUCGACUAUCCUUGCUUUCUUCAGUUAUCUCAGGGAUUGUAGGAUUCUGGACUAGUGCUUUCAUCCUUCCAAAGAAGGUUAUCAAGUGGAUCAAUAGUAUCUAG
Microthlaspi erraticum is the source of this 339-nucleotide messenger RNA. NCBI's taxonomy places the organism in Eukaryota, Viridiplantae, Streptophyta, Magnoliopsida, Brassicales, Brassicaceae. The record is from the annotation of a GenBank genome assembly.